AUGAGCAUGAAAACCAGGACAGACCAUGAGCGAACGGACUCAGACAACACACUCGCCCUGCCUAACGUCGAGACAGGGUUGGGACCUGAGCGCGAGAAGAUUGAUAAUAACGCCUCCAGGUGGGUGCGCAGAGGGUUUCUUCCGUGGUUGUGUAUGGUCCCGUCCGUACAGAAUCCCCGGUCCUACAGCUCCGGAGUAAAGUGGUUCUUGACCUUCAUCGUUGCUGCCGGUGGUUUAGUCGUUCCGUUGAGCAGCGGUGUCUUGUUCCGUAUGUACCUUCUCUCUACUACUCUCUUCAGACAGACUUCGAACUUACAUGUUGGUUGUAAAACAGCUUGCUUGCUUGAAAUCGCUGCCGACCUUCAUACCACCGAAUCUGUCGUCAACCUGUCCAUCGCCUUCGGUUCCCUUGCCGUCGCCAUCACCCCCCUCUGGUGGUCUUACCUUGCCGAGCUCUAUGGUCGCCGUCUCGUAUAUCUGCUGUCUUUCUUCUUUCUCGGACUUUUCUGUAUCCUAGCAGCCAUCAGCCCCAAUAUCGGCAUGUUCAUCGCCAUGCGCCUUCUCGGCAGCGCCUCAAGCGCGUCCCUUCAAUCCGUCAGCGCAGGUACUAUUUCCGACAUGUUUGAGCCGCACGAGCGCGGAAAGGCCAUGGGUGCCUUCAUGCUAGGGCCCAUGCUAGGUCCCAUGUUCGCCCCCAUAAUCGGGGGAGCGCUCACUAUGCGUUGGGGCUGGCGCAGCACGCAGUGGUUUAUGGUAAUUUAUGGAUGGGCCGUGUUCAUGGUGAUGGUCAUUUUUCUACCGGAGACAGCAACAAAUCUGGCAGAAAAUCAGCGCGAGCACCGUGCCAGUGCUAGCAGCCCCGCUAAGAAGGCCAUCCACUUUGUCCUUAAGCCCAUAGAGGCCGCCAAGCUCCUACAGUACCCGCCUAUCCUAAUCACGGUCUACUAUACGGCGAUAGUGUUUGCUACCUAUUACCUCAUUUGCGUCUCGAUCGAGGAUACCUUUGCCGUAGCCCCGUACUCCUGGAGCCCUGUGAUCGUCGGGAUCGCCUACAUCCCUGGGGGUCUGGGGUUGUUGUUCGGGGCAAUCAUCGGUGGUCGCUGGCAGGAUGCAAUUAUGGCACGCACUGCCCGAAAGGAAGGCAGGUAUGACGAGGUAGGAGAGUUGAUCUUGCAUCCAGUCGAUAGGUUAGGGGAAAAUUGCCUAAUGGCGGGCAUUCUGUUCCCCGGGGCACUCUUUUGGUGGGGAUGGACGGCCGAGAAGCAGGUCUUCUGGCUGGUGCCGCUGAUCGGAAAUUUCUUCUAUGGCUUCAGUGGAAUGAUCCUUACCAACGUGACCAUGACCAUGCUGACAGAGUUCACCCCAAAGAAGUCGACCGUCGGCGUUGCGGUGAACAAUCUGCUGCGAAAUAGCCUGUCGUGUGUUAGUGCGGUCAUCGCUCAACCGCUUUUCGAUGCGAUUGGAACCGGAUGGUCUUUCACCGCCGCUUGUAUCUUCUGUCUGCUGAGUGGCAUUCCGUUGAUCCUUCUACGGAUAAAGCGGGAGGAAUGGAGUCGGAAGAUGAAGGCUACCUUGGGAAGUGAUUAA
Aspergillus luchuensis is the source of this 1587-nucleotide messenger RNA. RefSeq lists its product as uncharacterized. Lineage: Eukaryota; Fungi; Ascomycota; Eurotiomycetes; Eurotiales; Aspergillaceae. The record is from RefSeq and is a predicted model, not a curated record. The coding region runs from base 1 to 1587 and encodes 528 amino acids. Gene Ontology annotation, biological process: transmembrane transport; intracellular polyamine homeostasis. Gene Ontology annotation, molecular function: polyamine transmembrane transporter activity. The transcript is spliced from 2 exons.